Molecule: messenger RNA, 3193 nt
Organism: Solea solea (common sole)
Lineage: Eukaryota; Metazoa; Chordata; Actinopteri; Pleuronectiformes; Soleidae
Gene: hdac12
Product: histone deacetylase 12
Exons: 8
Coding region: 112-1152 (346 amino acids)
Molecular function (GO): histone deacetylase activity
Source: RefSeq, a predicted model, not a curated record
AAGAAACCCUCAGCUCAUGAGGAGCUUCUUUCAAAACAAACUAACAUUGACGUGAUAAAUUCUCUUUAAUACGUCACUGAACGUCAUUAAGUUUAAUAUUAAAUCAGAUAAAUGAUUUUCGUAAAUAUAAUGUUUUCUCAAAGUCCGCGUGUGAAAGUCGCGCGGUUGUUUAGAGCCGUUUUCUCCUCCUGUAGAUGUUUUCACGAAGAAACGGUGAGACGUGACGAUAGCAGCGGUUUACCUGUGAUUCAUCACAGACAUUAUGUGUGUGAUCUUCCACCGAAGCACAGGUUUCCAAUCGACAAGUUUCCACGAGUUUUACACUUUUUAAUCCAAGACCAAGUCAUUACACACAAACAGGUGUGGGUCCCUGAAAUAGCCUCCAAAGAUCUACUGAGCUGUGUGCACACUGAGGAAUAUCUGGACAACUUCAUACAUGGGAAAACCAGCGAGAAGGACCAAAGGAGGACGGGUUUCUCCUGGAGCGAAGGCCUCGUGAGACGCUGUCGAUAUGAAACGGGUGGGACAGUUCUGGCUGCUAACGUGGCUCUGCAGCGAGGUCUGACCUGCAGCACAGCAGGAGGAACUCACCACGCGUUUCCAAGCUACGGCUCAGGAUUCUGUCUCCUCAACGAUUUGGCGGUCGCAGCCAAAUCGGUCAUUAACAACUCCUCACCAAAGAGGAAGGUCCUGAUCGUGGAUCUGGACGUCCAUCAGGGCGACGGCACAGCUUUUAUAUUUAAAGACGAGCCGUGCGUGUUCACGUUCUCGGUGCAUUGUGGGAAAAACUUCCCCCUCCAUAAACAACAGAGUGACCUCGAUGUGAGCGUCGAGGACGGACUGGAAGACAAGGAGUACCUCUCCAUCGUUGAAGCUCAUCUCCCUUGGCUGUUGGACACGUUCCAUCCAGAUCUGGUACUGUACGAUGCAGGAGUCGACCCUCACCGAGACGACGAGCUCGGCAGGCUCCGUCUCACCGAUCAAGGCCUGCACGAGAGAGAUCUGUACGUGAUGAGGACGGCGGUGAGCAGAGGCGUCCCCGUCGCCGCCGUCAUCGGAGGAGGAUACUCGCAAGACAUCGACAAACUGGCGCUCAGACACUCCAUCGUCCACAGAGCAGCAACUCAGGUCUGGAGGGAGUGUGGACUCUAAAACUUUACGUCUCCUGACUCAAGAUGAUCCUUAAAGGGUAACUCCUAAUAUUUAGGAGCCAAUGCCAAUAUGUGUGUUUGGAAAAACGUCAAUUAUCUGGUACCUGGUGCUGAAUAUUCCUGGUUAGUGUUGUUUCAUAAUGUACAAAUGAUGUAUUUCUUACACUCAGGUUAUUGUAAUUUGGUAAAUAGUUACUGACAUAUUGUGCGUUGGAUGAUCACGCACCCAACUUUUGCAGUUUGUGACAAUGUCAGUCUCUCAGUACCGUGAUUCCCAAACGGUUGAACGGCCAGAUAUCUACCGCCAUGAAAUCAAAAAUAAAUCCAGGCGGAACUGAUUAUCAGUGUCAAGCUACCAAAUUCUAAUGGACCGUUAAUGUCGGGGAAGGUAGCACGAAAACACUCAUUAUGACACAUGAAAAAUAUUUAAUAAAGGAAAAACUCAUUUAAAAACAUUUAACAAAGUAAGACAUUCAGUUUGAUGAUGAUGUUCUUCACCGUUCCGUGGCGGGAAAGACACAGAUCAUCAAGUUUUUACCUCCAGUGUGUCCGUCAUUCACCGACAUCAAGCAGCGACGUGGAGACUUUGUGUUACAGUGCAAUCAAUUCAAUCACAGUUGGAGGAGGAGGAGGAGGAGGCAGUUGAUUUGUUGAAACACACCAGUGGCACAAUCUGCUUGUUACGAGACAACUACACGACGGUUACGGAUGUGAAAAACAACAGCGUUCUUUGAAGAAAACACACCGAGCUAAAGACACAAAUGGUUUUGGAAGAUAUUCUGCACAUAUUAGAGUUGUUUUUGUUUUGUUUUUCCUGUAUAAUAAUAGUGUUUAUGAUAUUCUAAGUGUAGGGGAUGAGCUGAUAUAAUACUUAGUAUGGAUAUCGGUCCAAAAAAAUGAGUGGCUCGGAUACCGGAGAGCGAAAAAAUGCAAAGUCAGAUACAACCCAAACGUCCUGUAAUAUCGCACACUUCACUAGACACACGGGCUAAAAUCAACAACAGCACUUUAGCUGAGUCACUGCUUAUUUCUUCAUCGGUUGGUGGUUAACGUAUAAAUGUGUUGUUUACGGCGUCGUGGUUCGAGUGACCCAAUCAUAUCUGUAUUCGACUCCAUCCCUGACACUUGGUGCCAGAUUGAAGUCAGAGUUGUACACACGUAAAAACAGGCAGUCAGAGUAAAAUCAGUGCAAUAAAAGGUCCAGUGUAAAGGAUUCAGUGGGAUCUAUCAGCGAAAAACGGAGCAUAAUUUAAAUGUAAUCAGCUAAAACUACAAAAGUGUUGCGUUCUCAUUCAUUUUCUUUUCUUUCUUGUGUGCGUGGUUCCAUGGCGGACAUGAUCAAAUUGCAAGUUUGAGUUUGUUUCUUAAACUGGACGUCCACUUUUACGUAAAGUCCCAUCGCGGAAACUGCUACAAUCUACAGUCUCACCACUAGAUGUCACUCAUUUUCACACACUGGGCUUUUAAAGUCAACCUCGACAAGGAAAUUGUCCACCACAUUUCUACAGCAGAUCGGGACAGAAACACUGACCCCCGAGAGGACGUUUCAUGUCCUUGCGUCACUUGAAGGCAACGACAUACGAGCACUGUUAGAUGUUACUGAAUCCUAUACACUGAAUUUUCUUCAAUAAAAUGAAUAAUAAGUAGAUUAAAGUGGUGGAGAACUUCUGGCCUUAAAAACAAACAAAACAAAAACCAACGUAUAAUCAUCCACAACUGUGUUUUUAUCGAAGGAAGUCAGGCAAACCAGCGUGUUUGCACAGAAGUGCUAAAAAAAUAGGCUAAAACAAGUUUAUUUUCCUGCUCGGGAAGAACUAAAAAAAACAUGUUUGCUGAUGUUGAUGUUUGAAUAUGCAAAACUCCCCGUGGCCAGUUUUGCCGAGAGGUUUCAGGACAAAAAAAAGUAGUACGAGAUCAUCGAGCAGCAGCAGCGUCAUGUGACUUCAGAUAUCAGGGAGGUCAGAGUGCACGGGAAUAAUUAUAAUAAUAAGAACAAUGACAGCGCUAUGGACCUUCAAGGGUGUUGUAAAAAAUUAAAGUGG